AUGAUGGGAAACGAGAACUCCCAACUAAAUGGUUUGGAAGUAGAAGAGAAAGCGACAGAAAUUACAGAUUUUUGGUCACAUUAUCAGGCUACUAUUAAGGAUAGUUGUAGAUAUUUUAGUUUCAAAGGUGAUGGAUCAGUAUCAGUAUUCAAAGGAGAAACAGUUUUAGGGCCGUUAUGGAAUAUAUCAAGUCCACUGGAAAAGUUCUCCAAUAAUCUCUUGAAAUACCGACACCCUUGUAUUGUGAGAUACAUAUCAUCAUGGCAACAGCGAUCUACUUUUCAUCUUGCCACUGAAUAUGUACAGCCUCUUUCACAUGUUUUAAGUUCUCAGACGCCUUUACAAAUUUGUAUAGGUCUAAACAACAUUCUUCGGGCAUUAGUUUUUCUUCAUGAUCAGGCUGGUAUGUCACAUAAUAAUGUGAGUGUAUCUUCAAUUUAUGUAUCGGGUGAUGGUCAGUGGAAAUUAGGCGGCCUGCAGUAUCUCUGUCCCUUCAGUGAACUUAAUGCAGCAUAUUUGAAACAUGCCAGGAUACACAGAUAUGAUAAAGCGGUUGAUCCUAAUGAAGAUGCAACUGAAAGGAACUCUAAAGUUGACCAAUAUGCUUUUGCUGUACUAGUUGAUGAUGUUUUCAAAGGCUGUAGUGAUGGAGAAGUACCGCACUUAAAAGAGUUUACAAAUUAUUGCAAACAAAAUCUUCAAAAUCCAGACUGUGAAAAAAGACCGAAACUAUCAGAACUAUUUAAGGACAAUUUUUUUAAUCAUGAAUUUAUAUCUAUUUAUAAGUUUUUAAAUUUUUUACCAAUUAAAUCUGAUGAAGAAAAGAGUGAGUUCUUUGCUAAUGUGAUAAGAAACCUCAAAUGUUAUGAUGAAGUUACUGUAGCAAAGCAACUCGGAGGAUUAUUAUUAUCAAGGCUAACACUUCUGGACUCAACCGCCAGGAGAGAUGUAUUACCAUUCAUAUUAAAACCAAAAGAUGAUAGAGUACAGAAUGGUGAACACACAGGAUUCUUCUGUUUAAAUGUAUUCAAAGAACAUGUAAAACCCAGACUCUUGCAAUUGUUUGGUGUGAGGGACAGUCAAAUAAGGAUGUUGUUAUUAUCACAUUUCAACAAAUUUGUUCAUGUGUUCAGUCACGAAGAACUUUCACAUCAUAUAUUACCAGAGUUACUUCUUGGGAUCAAAGACACAGAUGACAGUCUAGUUGCAUCAACAUUGAUAUGUUUAAGUGAAUUAGUACCUAUAUUAGGAGCAGACACUGUAGUGGGUGGCAAAAGAUCCAAAUUUUUCACCGAUGGCAGACCUAAAUCUAAAUCAAAUCAUUUGAAACCAGAAAAUGAUUUGUAUUUAGCAAAUAAAUCACUAAGAGACCUUCAUACUACCGAAAACAGAUUUCCUGAACGAAAAUUAAGUAAUUACGAAGAAAGUAUGGCGCUUAAUGAAAGACCAACUCCCGUUGGUGGUGAAUGUUUAGAAAUUGAAAAUAUAUGUGUUCCUGAACAGAACAAUGUAGUAGAUUCCGAAGAUGACUGGGAUGAUUGGGAUAAUUCUAACAGGCAGUUAGUUAUGAAAGAGAUUGAAUCAACAAACAUUGAAUUUACUGAAGAAAAGAUAACGACAGAAAACAAUUCUAUGGAAAAGAAAGAAACUAUCGGUGAUUUGACUGUUGAAAACAUUAAGCCUUCUAAACAUUCCGCGUUAUUGCAGAAAGCUGCUUUAGAAGCUAAAAGAAAUAUUAUUGACAUAUCAGAAUUGGACAUAAAAAAUCAAAAGAAUGAUUUUUCUAAGAAAAAUGAUGAUUUUGAUUACUUUGCUGACAUGAUGCCUGUUAUUGAAAAACAACAAGUUGUUGUGGAAAAGAUACCAGAUAUCAGUAAUAAACUUAAUUUUGUACCAGCUAGUAGUGAUGACAAUGAAGAUUGGGGGGAAAAUUGGAAUGAAUAG
Messenger RNA from Danaus chrysippus (African queen), 1944 nucleotides. The record is from the annotation of a GenBank genome assembly. Lineage: Eukaryota; Metazoa; Arthropoda; Insecta; Lepidoptera; Nymphalidae.